GCGUAAGGAAGUGUUAGGCUUUGAAAAAGUUACAAGAAGAGGAGAUGAAGUUACAUCAGAGCCACUCUGGUUUAAGAACAUGGUGCCAGGCCCACCUAGCAGAAUUAAACCAUCAACAAAAAGACAAAAAAAUCACUAAUGUGAGGUGAGAAUAAAAUGUUAGUGCAAGAGAGAGAAGGCUCCUGUGCUGCAGGAAUCCCUGGAUGUGGAAUGAACUGGGACUGUGGUUUGCGGGAGAAUUCAGCCGUCUACAGCCUUUUCUGCUUUUGGCUCAGAUUUUCUGGUGAAAUGUUCAGAAAAUAAGGACUGAGGCCAUACAAUGCACAGCAGCAGAUCGAAAUGCAACAGGUAUUGGCAAAGUCCCCUGUUACCAAGAGGCUUGAUUCGAGGGGCUGAGAUGGCUCAGUAGUUACAGUGCUUGCUAUAAUCUUUAAUCGCAGUUAUGUUUUUCUUCACGCAGUGACAGAGAUCCAAAAGCCCUGCCUUGGCACACUCUCUGUUCAACCCAAGUCCAAAAACAUGAUCUCACGAGGCAAGAUUUUAACCUGGUUUUGUAAGAGGCAAUGAUGAGUCUGUCGUAAUGUGUUUAUGUUUACACCUCAUCUGCUGUCUGUUCUACCUUCCUUCCCACGCUUCAAUUUUAUCCAAAUGGCCAAGCUUGCCAGAGAGUUGGGAAUAUCCAAGAUGCCAGGACUGGGAAUAUCCAAGAUACGAGGACUAGGAAUAUCCAAAAUACCAGGUUCCUACAAGUGUUAUGAAAAAAAAACCACAAACCCAACCAGCCAGGAAGAGGAGGGCAAAUUUGGCAAUGACUCCGGAUGGAGAUGUGAGUGCAAACUCAACUUCACAAGCCACUGGAGAACCCACACAGGAGUCUGCCGUGGCUGUGUGGAUCCCUCUUCAGCCACAGAGCAACUACUCUUUGGUUCUUUCAAAUCAGCAAAAUCAGGAUCAAUUUUAAAAAGGUUUUGAGCCACUGGCUCAGCAAUGAGCUCAUUCCUUUUUAGGUCACUUAAAAGUUGGGGUCUGCACCGUGGACCCACAUAGUCAGUGGGCUGCCAUGUCCUGCUGUGCCCACCCAGAAACAUGGAGUCCCCAAGCCCUCCAGAAGACAGUCCCUGUGGCUCUACCUUUCCUGGUACCACAGUGCAUAAUAUUAUUUUAAUCUUGUCUGCUGUCAGCUGUCAAGUCAAUGAUUAAUCCCUUCCAAGGACAUCUUCCAAAAGGCUGACCAAGCGGUGCAGCCCACAGAAAGGAGGUUCAAGGGACAAUUGCACAAGACUCGAACCAAAACCAACAAACCAAAACCAACCUAAAAAAAAAAAAAGGAAAAUAAAAAGACAUUUUUGCUGUGUGUUUGACCUGAGCGUGUCCCAGGGAGCCCUAAUUAUGCACCAUGUCCCCUGAUGCCAGGCACUGCAGAAAUAGCCAGAGAGCUUCCCUUGGCCCAGUGCAGCCCCUCUGCCUUUCCUGCAGGCCCAAAGUGCCUCUUUACAUCCAUUUUGCUCAAUUUUUGCCUCAGCCAGCACAUCACACAGCCCAGGCCCCAGAGCCACCAGCCCUGGGCAGCUGGUGCGUGGUGUGUUUGGCUCUUUAGACCCCCAGCCGCCCCCAGACACCCACAGCUGCCUCAGUUCAAGGCAGGUCCCUAAGCUGAGGGAGCAGCAAAGGGGGACCCAGACCCCAAAAGCAGCUCAGGGGACACACGGGGAGAGCAAACACGUUCUGUGCAUUUGGCUUCCCCGCCCCCCCUUCAUUUUUUCUCCUCAGAAAGCGGUGCCAGCCACCCUUGCUGCCGUCGGCAGGCUGAGGCAGCGGCAUGGACACCUUGCAGGAGGUGUUUCAGAAGGUGGACAAGAUCGGGGAGGGCACCUAUGGCGUGGUGUACAAGGCUCGCAAUAAGCGCACAGGGCAGCUGGUGGCCCUCAAGAAGAUCCGCUUGGACUCGGAGAUGGAGGGCGUCCCCAGCACCACGAUCCGAGAAAUCUCACUGCUGAAGGAGCUGAAGCACCCCAACAUAGUCAGGCUCCUGGAUGUCAUACACAGCCAGAAGAAGCUCUAUCUGGUGUUUGAGUAUCUGAGUCAGGACCUGAAGAAAUAUAUGGACUCAUCCCGAACUGGAGAGCUUCCUUUAAGCUUGAUCAAGAACUACCUUUUCCAGCUGCUGCAGGGUGUGAGCUUCCUCCACUCGCACAGAGUCAUCCACAGGGACUUGAAGCCGCAGAACUUGCUCAUUAACAAUGCAGGAGCAAUUAAGCUGGCUGAUUUUGGACUGGCAAGAGCUUUUGGAGUCCCCCUACGGACAUACACUCAUGAGGUGGUGACUCUGUGGUACAGAGCCCCUGAAAUACUGUUGGGAUGCAAAUACUACUCGACCGCUGUGGAUAUCUGGAGCAUCGGCUGCAUCUUUGCAGAAAUGGUAGAAUGGGGGAAGGCCCUGUUUCCAGGGGACUCUGAGAUUGAUCAGCUCUUCCAGAUCUUUCGCACCCUGGGCACUCCCACUGAAGCGACCUGGCCUGGAGUGACCCAGCUGCCUGACUACAAGGGGGACUUUCCCCGAUGGGCAAGGAAAGAGCUGAAGGAAAUUAUUCCCAACUUAGAUCGAGAUGGUAGAGACUUGCUGAUGCAAUUGCUCCUGUAUGAUCCCAGCAGGCGCAUCUCGGCCAAGACAGCCCUCAAUCACCAGUACUUCUCCUGGAGAAGCCCUCGGAGUCCUGAAGAGCGACGUGCGCUGCAGAAACACCGCAGAUGAGAAAACACAGGCCUCCCCACGCACUUGCAGCUCCGGGUAGCAAUGCAGACCUGGUUUGGGGCAUUUAGCAGCGGGCUGGCUGGAACCCAGGGUCACUUCUGCAGAGCCUGGAGGGGGACAUUCUUGUGUUUAGAGACUCGGCCUGUUGCUGGGGGCAAGUUUGUCUGGGCUACAGCCAGUAGAGCUGUUUUGAAGAGGUUAUGUGCAAAAGGGUGGGAGGCAGUUUUCAGCAUAAAACUGAAAUGUAGAUGAGAGCAUCCUUCAGAUGUUUGUUCUUGCGUUAGUCGGUAAGAUAAGGUGACACACAGUGACGUCUGUCUGACAGACCGGAGCAUCCCCGGGUCUGUCGGUGGCAGUUUCUGACGCCAGGGCGUGCUGGAGCUCCACUUUGGGUAUGGUAGCACUUCGCUGCUCAGCUCUUUGCUGCUGUUAACAAAGACCGGGCUUGUCAGCACUAAACGAGUUCUUUAAUCUGAGCUGUUUUACAGAGCUGACGUUCUGCUGUUUCACAAGCUGAAGAGCACUGUCAGGUGUCUUAAUUUGUGCUUUAACUAGGACCAAGAAGCCAAAAGGUUCAAUUAGCAUAAAGCACUUGCUGCACGCGGCUGGAAGUGGCUAACAGCUGAAACUCUGGCUUUCUGUCAUAGGUCCAGACGUAACGCUGUUUCCUUCACUUUCUUGUCUUGGAAAUGUUUUUGCUGUUCAAAUGUUUGGAGAAUUGUCACUAACUUUUGGCGUGGUUUUGACAUAAUUUUUUUUUCUUUCAGUACAGAAAAAAAUAAAGGC
Falco peregrinus (peregrine falcon) is the source of this 3538-nucleotide messenger RNA. RefSeq names its product cyclin dependent kinase 3 (gene CDK3). Lineage: Eukaryota; Metazoa; Chordata; Aves; Falconiformes; Falconidae. The transcript has 8 exons. Gene Ontology annotation, molecular function: cyclin-dependent protein serine/threonine kinase activity; cyclin binding; ATP binding. The record is from RefSeq and is a predicted model, not a curated record. Bases 1820 to 2752 code for a protein of 310 amino acids. Gene Ontology annotation, biological process: regulation of gene expression; signal transduction; regulation of G2/M transition of mitotic cell cycle. Gene Ontology annotation, cellular component: cyclin-dependent protein kinase holoenzyme complex; nucleus; cytoplasm.